This is a messenger RNA of Corylus avellana, 1936 nucleotides long. Its product is annotated as RNA polymerase III subunit RPC82 family protein. Gene Ontology annotation, biological process: DNA-templated transcription. NCBI's taxonomy places the organism in Eukaryota, Viridiplantae, Streptophyta, Magnoliopsida, Fagales, Betulaceae. Gene Ontology annotation, molecular function: single-stranded DNA binding. Gene Ontology annotation, cellular component: RNA polymerase III complex. The record is from RefSeq and is a predicted model, not a curated record.
UGGCUUAAAAAGGGAAAAAAGAAAAGAAAAGAAAUUUCUUACAAAACCCUCACAGAACCCUCGACACUCAACGGCUGAGAAAACCACUAUUGUCUUGUCAACCCAGCUUGGGGUUCUUCGGCGCCCUCUAUCUCUCCUGCUGCUCUCAUUCUCUAAAUCCGUUUCGCGAAGAAGAGGAGGAAGAAAAAAGACAACCAUGGUGACCCAGUACGGCAUCAAGUUGGGCGUACACCUCAUGACCAACCAGUUCGGCAACAUCGUUGCGAAAGUUUGUGAGAGUCUUCUUCGAAGAGGACCCCUCACCCUUCAACUCAUAGUUCGGUUCACGGAGCUCACCCCACAACAGGUCAAGAGCUCCCUACUCAUCUUGAUCCAACACAACUGCGUUCAAGCUUUCUCUCUCGAGCAACAAGAUGGUUUAGAAGAUGGGCCAAAAGCUAAUACCCAGUACUUGGCGUUGUUUAAUAACAUACUUCAUCGCAUGAGGUUUUCCAAAUUCUUGAAGAUUGUUUCUAGUGAAUUUGAUGAAUGUAAAGAACUUCUUGAGGGUUUGCUUCAGCAUGGGAGGCUUACACUGAAGCAAAUGGUAGAAAGAGAGAGAGAGAAAUCAAGUAAAAAAGAUGGAAAUUGUGAAGAUAUUGUACAAGAAAACCUUCUUAAACUUUUGGCUGCCCGUUAUGUUGAACGCUGCCCAAUCCAUGAACCAGUUCUUGCUACACCAGUUAAAGAUGAAACUACUGCCAAGAGGCGAGGUGCUAAGUCUUCUAAGAGAAAUGAAGAAUCUGAGACAAUCGAACAACGUGUUCUAGGAGCAGCAGCUCCUAUGGAUGCUCAAAGAUUUUCAAUUAUAACAAAUACUGGAUCUAAUGUCAGCAGAGAAACAAGUGUUGGAGAAAAGCGCAAAUAUGACGCUUUGGAGUUAGAUAGAGAAUCGGCAGUUGAAGAGGAGGAAGUAGUUCUUUUGCGUGCCAAUUUUGAGGAAUUUAUGUGUCGUCUUAGGCAUAAGGCUUGCAUUGAGAAUGUGAGAACACGCCUGGAUGAUGGAGCUUCAAUUGUCUUAAGAGCAAUGCUGGAGGCAGUGAGAAGUUUAGAGAAAAGAGUGAAAACAGAGAAGUCUGUUCCCUUGUCACUGAAUACCAUUUUUGAAGAGGUAAUGAACAGUGAAGAAGGGCGUGGUAUGACCUUAGACCGUGUCAGAGCUUCCCUUGUCCAGUUGGGUUGUUCAUCCUCUGCAAGAGGGACAGAUGAGUCAUAUAGUAUUGAUUUGAAGAAAAUUGUCGAAUUAGCACAGAAUGAUGAGGUGGAGUCAAUUGUGUUGAAAAGAUAUGGAAGGAACGCUUAUAAAAUGUUCAGAUUACUGUCAAAAACUGGUUGCCUCGUUGAGACCGAGAAGAUUUCAGAUACCACAUUUGUUGAAAAGAAGGAAGCACCCAAGAUGCUUUUUAAGCUGUGGAGUGAUGGGUACUUGCAUAUGGAGAAAAUAACUGUUGCGGCAGCUAGACAAUCACAAUUCUUGUUGUGGAAAGUUAAUAAACCCUCUCUACAGGAACAUGUACUAGACGAGAUGUUCCAUGCUGCUUUAAACUUGAGUAAACGAGUGGCAUAUGAGCGUGAAAAGGAAAAAGAGCUUAUAAACCUCCCAGCAGACAAACAAGUUAUGUCACGAGAGGAAAGACAUAAGCGACGAAGAAACGUGGCGUUCGUCCUGGAAUCAUCGCUGCGUGAGCUUGACGAUGCUGUCAUGCUUUUCCAUGAUUUUGAAGAACCAUCACUGCUGAAAGCUUGAUUUAUGAAUGCAAGUCCUAUGGAUGUAUGACUGCUGACAUUUCUUCAAGUAAAGGUUGUAUAAGUUUUACAUUUAAACCGUUCAAUACUUGAAUUAGUGUAGCAAUAUAAAUAUAUAUUUCUUAUUUUACACUUGAAUAAAUAAUAUUCC